This is a messenger RNA of Aedes aegypti (yellow fever mosquito), 14846 nucleotides long. It is a transcript of the gene trol, whose product is annotated as basement membrane-specific heparan sulfate proteoglycan core protein. Gene Ontology annotation, cellular component: plasma membrane. NCBI's taxonomy places the organism in Eukaryota, Metazoa, Arthropoda, Insecta, Diptera, Culicidae. The coding region runs from base 305 to 14056 and encodes 4583 amino acids. Gene Ontology annotation, molecular function: protein binding. The record is from RefSeq and is a predicted model, not a curated record. The transcript is spliced from 57 exons.
UGGUUGAUCUUUGGCGCAGGCAAGUUCUACCGGAGCAGGAACUCUUCGAUUUCGCGGUUUGCUGCUUUGGAGGUUUUAGGAUUUGGACUUGGAGUCGGCUCGUCAGAUUUUAUUUUAAUAUCAAAGUCUAAUCGUGACCACGGUAUAAUGAAGCUGGUGAAGAAUUAGGUCCAUUUUGUAGUGAUCGGUUAUUAGUGUUUGUUUAGUGUAGUUACAUUUACUGGAUUAGGAAACAUUGUUCAGAAGAAGGCCUACAUUCUAGUUCGUUCGAGUGGCAGCAAGUGUUUGCCCAAGUGCUUCAGAUAUGGGGUCCGAGACCCGAAUUCUCGGCGGAAGUCUCCUCGCAGUCGCAGUACUGUCGACACUCAUUAUCGGAAUACAGUCCACCAAGUCACAGCACCCCCACGAUGUGGAUUUGGUGUUCGACGAUAUCUCGUCGCCAAUUGCGAGCAAGGUCGUCAUCGGUGGUGAACAGCGGCCUCAAUCGCAGUCCUCGUCGGUGAGUAAACGAAGUGCCGACCGCCACAACGUCGAGGAGGAAAGCCUCUUCGAUUUGAGUGGCUUCGAUAACAACAAUGUUGCGUUGGCCGACGACGACGCGGACGAGGACGAAAACGACGACGAAGACGACUUCGGAGAAGCUGACGCCCUGGCAGAGGCCGCAGAACCAGAAGCUGAAAGUCCGAAUUGGCUGGUGCGAAGUGUUCACAGAAUUAAGCGUAGCAUAGAUAAUCUAUUAAGUGGGCCUGACAAGACCGUGAAACCCGCCAAAAACAACAACAAAAAGAAGAAAAAGAAUCCGAAGAAACCACUUAACGGUAGUAAAAAGGCAAGAAUCGAAGGAGAUUUAAACGCUGGCAAGAAGAGCGCCAAGAAGAGCCAAUUGAGUGAGAAACGGAAAGGUGAAAAUUUGAAAAAAUCGACACGCACCGAAAAGAACAAACGAAAGCAAAACGCCGACGCGCUUCGACUGAAGCGACAGUUCGACGAAUCUGCGUACGACGAUGAGGACAGAAUGUCUGGCUCGGGUGGAUUGCCGGAUCGUGGGUUCGAGAAUGCUUAUAAGCUGACAUUGACGGUAUUCGAGCCCUACGAUCCAGAGUUCGAAAACAAGGAGAGCAACCAAUUCAAACAGGUCGCUAAGACUGUGGCGGAAAAAUUACAUGCUCUGCUGAGCGACUUGGACUUGAGUGCGGACUUUAUCAUCACGGUGCAAGAACUAGAGCGAAACUCAGACGAUACGCGCGAAACUUUCGUCACGUUUGAAAUCAACGUGGACAAGAGCCUGUCGAGGAACUCCAUUGAUAAUCACCUGCGUUUGGCCAUCGAGCACGGUUACGAGAACUUCGACAUGAAGGGAUACAGUCUCACCGCGGAAGGCACAUUGGACGAGGACUACGGUGAAAUUGAUACAGAUUACCCCGAUCCAGGUCCUGAUAAGCCUCUUGAUGCUUUUCCCGAAGAACCUUUCAUUAGUGAAAAACCAUACACGGUAUCGACUACCGAAGACGAAGUCGUGCAUCAUAUGCCUGUCAUUCCCGAUCAGGACGAAGACAACGAAAUCGAUGAUCCAAUAAAGGAAGCUGUAACGGAACUUUACGUUGAAACAUCAAGCCAACAACCCCUCUAUGCAGUAGAUAACUGCCGUGGAGAUGAUAAGUUCCGAUGCGGCAAAACGAACGUAUUCAUAUGUGAAGUUCAAAAAUGCGAUGGACACACCGAUUGUCCCAACGGCGAGGAUGAGGAUCCAAAAGAUUGUUUCAUCUGCAACGACGAGGAGUUCAGCUGUGAUAACAACAAUAAAUGUAUCCACAAAUCACAAAAAUGUGACGAUGUUCGGGAUUGCGAUGAUGGCACUGAUGAACUGAACUGUUCUACAGAGGCUCCUAUAUCAGAAGAACCAAAUUCGCAAGAGCAACUAUUGGAUGACCUGGAACCAGAAUUUGAUGCCCCUCUUCAAAAUGUUACGCUAUCGAUUGGUCAAGAUGCUGCAUUAACCUGUUCGGUAGCAAAUGUAGGGUUCCACAAAAUUGCUUGGUUGAAAUCGUCAAACCAAAUGGUUUUGACCCUUGGUGGACUCACGGUAACAAACGAUGCACGAAUCAGUGUGGAGCAGCCUCAUGAGGGAAAGGAAAUUUUGCGAAUUCGGCACCUUGGCCAAUCGGAUCAAGACUGUUACACGUGUAUGAUCAAUACCACUCCCUCAAAGGCGCAAACUGCAUGCAUUGUUGUUCGGGACUGCACUGAUGAGGAGUUCACGUGCCAAGAUGGAAGUUGUAUUCCUAUAGAAAACCAAUGUGAUGGCCAUAAGGAUUGCGACCAGGGCGAAGAUGAGCUUGAGUGUCUAAAACAAGAAUGUGCAUCAACUGAGUUCCAAUGCAACAAUGGCCAUUGCAUUUCGAAAGACAAUGUAUGCGACGGAAUCAAACAUUGUCCAGACGAAGAAGACGAGGAUUGUGAAUUCGAAGGCGACGAAUGUGGUGAUCACCAAUUUAAAUGCGUAUCGGAUGAGUUUUGCAUCCCGAUACAAUAUCGAUGUAACAGACGACUGGACUGUUAUGAUGGGUCAGACGAAAAAGGUUGCGAAAUAUGUAACACAGACGACUUCCACUGCGACAAUGGCUAUUGCAUUCCCAUGAGUCAACGCUGUGACAAAUUUCACCAGUGCAGCGAUGGCAGUGACGAAAAGGGUUGUAGAACUGAAACAUGUAGCACUAAUGAGUUUACCUGCCUCAAUGGAGAAUGCAUCGAUAGUCAGGAUUACUGCAAUGGCCGCAUAGACUGUGCGGAUGGUUCCGAUGAAAGCGGCUGCUCCCGGAAAUGUGAUGAUCGUUAUGAGUUUACUUGCUCGAACGGCGCUUGCAUUCCCAAGUCGAACCAGUGCAAUGAUUAUAAUGACUGUCCAGACGGUAGUGACGAGACGAAUUGCGACGAUAAUUCUCUUUUAAAAUCAUUGGAUCACAACCAUCACAAUCGUGCUAGCGCUUCUCACCAUCAUCACGGGCAACAUCAACCGAGUUUUAGCAACAAUCGCUGUGGACGCGACAAUUUCCAGUGUCACGAUGGAAUCUGCAUAGCGGGCUACAAAAAGUGCAAUGGAAUUGUUGACUGUCACGACCAAUCCGACGAGCUCGAUUGUCCAUACGCAAACGAAGAUGACGAGGAAAGCUGCGAGACUAAUGAAUUUUUCUGUGACGGUAGAUGUUUAGACAACACUUUCCGUUGUGACGGAAGAAUUGAUUGUCACAAUGCAGAAGAUGAGGAAGACUGUGAUGUUGCUGACGAAUGUAGUGAUACCGAAUUCGCAUGUGAUGGUAUAUGUCUAGCUAAGGAAGCUUAUUGUAACGGUUCUCCGGAUUGUGAGGACGGAACCGACGAAAAUAACUGUAUCAUAUGUCAAGCCGGAGCCUUCCAUUGCAAGAGUAGAGAAUGCAUUCCGUUGAGUAAACGUUGCGAUGGAGCUAUGGACUGUAACGAUAAUAGUGACGAACUCGAUUGUAACGCCAAUUCAUCCAACGGCACAAGCGGGUGCAACCCCGAACAGUUUCAGUGUGACAAUGGCUUCUGUAUAAAUAACGAAUUCCGCUGUGACGAUCACGUCGAUUGUGCAGACAGAUCGGACGAGAUCGGCUGUGCAACCGGUAUACGUUGUUCGAUCGAUCAGUUUAGCUGCUCUGAUGGUACUUGUAUCGACGUAGAUCGACGCUGCGAUAGGCGUCGGGACUGUCAUGAUGGAAGUGACGAAGCUGAUUGCGAAGCUUACUACCCUCCCGUUGAACGUUGCUCGGGAAGACACGAAUGCCCAGACGGUACCUGUAUCGAUCGUUCGCAACUCUGCGAUGGUGCCAGGGACUGUCGCGAUGGAUCCGAUGAAUACAAUUGCCCGUGCCGAUCAUCAGAGUUCACCUGUGGCGAUGGGCAAUGUAUUCCCAACUACCUUGUAUGCAACAAACAUCCAGAUUGCCGAGAUCAAUCGGAUGAGAGAAAUUGUACUUGCUCCAGGGGAGAGUUCCGGUGUAACACCGGAGAGUGUAUUCCUGCUUCUCGAAGAUGCGAUUUAAGAGUGGACUGUCAUGACGGAUCAGAUGAGAAUGACUGCAAACGGAAAUGUCGCAAUCACGAGUGGACGUGUAAUGAUGGUUCUUGUAUUCAAUCACGACAACGCUGUGAUCGACGUUAUGAUUGCUCAGACCGUAGUGAUGAACUUGAUUGCCAUAGUGACAGAUGCGAUCGUAACAUGUUCAGGUGUGAGAAUGGUCCUUGUAUUCCACAAUCUCUCAGGUGCAACAGAGUAGUCGACUGCCCGUAUGAUACAAGCGAUGAAUUAGAUUGUUUUGAGCACACACCACCAAGCGAAGAGCACCGAAGGCUGGACCUGCGUACAUAUCCAGAUGAACAGACCAUUAAAGAAAGACAGAUAAUUGAGGGUCGUGAAGUGGUCUUCCAGUGUCGUGACGAAGGUCUCAUUCGUGCCAAAGUCAGAUGGACACGCGAAAACGGGAUGCCCCUACCACCAGGAUCGCGAGAUUUGAACGGUCGAUUGGAAAUUCCCAACAUUCGGUAUGACCACAAAGGAAACUACGUUUGUGAGGCAGUUGGAUAUCCGAAAUCGACACCAGGCAGCAGUAAAACGGUUCGUUUGGAGGUGGAACGUUACUCUCCUGCGCAACGUCCUCCUUCAGCAUGUUCCGUCGCUCAGGCAACGUGUAGGAAUGGUGACUGUAUUGCAAAGUCUCAAAUAUGCGACGGAAACCACGACUGCCCGGACGGUUCGGACGAAACCGGAUGCAGUACGUCACAACGCUGCCAACCAAACGAGUUCAAAUGUCGUAACAGCAAAUGCAUUUUUAAAACGUGGCGCUGUGAUGGCGAAACUGACUGUGAAGAUGGCUCUGAUGAGGAAAACUGUGCUACCUUACCUCCGGAUGCCGCCUGUCGGUAUGACGAGUUCCAGUGUAGAAGCGGUCAAUGUAUUCCGAAGUCGUUCCAAUGUGAUACUCACCCCGACUGUAUCGAUGGGUCGGACGAAGUAGGCUGCAUGAAACCAUCGGUUAUCCAACCACCUCCUCCAUCUAAAAAUAUAAUUGCUGGAGGAAUUUUGAACAUUACAUGUCGCGCCACUGGUAUUCCAAUUCCGCUUAUUGUGUGGCGUCUCAAUUGGGGACACGUCCCUGAAAAGUGCCACUCCGUCAGUGAUAAUGGUUUUGGAGUACUCACUUGUAACGACAUGCAGCAGAUUGAUUCUGGCGCUUAUUCGUGCGAAAUCAUUAACUCAAUGGGAACACAUUUUGUAUCACCUGAUACCAUUGUUACUGUUACGGGAAAUGAUACUGUUUGUCACUCAGGAUUUUUCAACAGCAAGGCAAGGCACCCUACUGAGUGUAUCAAUUGCUUCUGUUUCGGAGUGUCUAAUCAAUGUCAGAGCGCAGAUUUGUACACAUACGCACUUCACCCACCGGUCACCUCUCUCACCAUUGUCGGCGUAGAAGGACCAUGGACCGGACAACGUCAAAUAACUGAAGGCGAAUUCAGCAAUCACGAUUUGGCUGUUACGAGACAUGGAGUACAAUUGAGACUGGCGAACAUUGUCCCUAGUAGACAAACCCCAUACUAUUCUCUACCCGUCGAUUACAAGGGCAAUCAACUUAAGUCGUACGGAGGUUCCAUUAGAUACACUGUAGAAUUCGACGGAACUGGUAGUCGAAAUACUGCUCCUGAUAUGAUCAUAAAAGGAAACGGUUUCACUCUGCUAUACAAUCACAAUGCUCCUUUCCAUCCGGAUGAAAGAAAUCAAGUUACAGCUGCUUUCUUACCUGGAGUUUGGCGCAAAGAAGACGGUACCAUGGCUAAUCGAGGAGACCUUAUGAUGGUGCUGGCGAAUGUUGAAAGUCUGCUAAUAAAGAUGCUGUACGUUGACGGAGUGGAACGAAAUAUUGAGUUACUAGACAUUUCAAUGGAUUCAGCAGCGAACCAGAAUCUUGGUCUGGGAUCUGCAACAUUAGUUGAAGAAUGUAGAUGUCCACCAGGAUACAGAGGACUAUCUUGCGAAAGUUGUGAUUACGGAUAUGUUCGACAAAGCAGUGGUCCUUGGCUGGGGCGUUGCGUAGCUCAAGAGCAGGAAUGUCGUCCUGGAUACUAUGGAGAUCCAAACCGAGGAAUUCCAUGUCAUCCGUGUCCAUGCCCGAUUAGUGGCGAUAAGUCCAGAGCUAGAACAUGUCAACUUGAUAGCCGUAAUAAUGUAGUCUGCAACUGUGAUCGAGGUUAUGCCGGUGACAGAUGCCAACAGUGUGCUCCAGGGUACGUCGGUAACCCAAUGGACGAAGGCUGCUUCCCGGCACCGGUAUCGCAUUGUAAUCCAGAAGGCACCCAACAAUCAUUAUCUGAUGGUCGAUGUGUCUGCAAGAAUGGUGUCACCGGACCCUACUGUGACCGCUGUAUGGCAGAUUAUUUCUUCAAGCACGACAAAGGAUGUGUUGAAUGCUUCUGUAUGGGAGUGUCGAGAACGUGUACCAGUACAAGCAUGUACAGGGAUACGAUUCAAGAAUCAUUCUAUGAUGGCCAUUCCAGUUUUUCACUCAUAUCAGACUACAUGAAUCCAGAAAUUAUUGAACAAAACAUAGAGGCCUCUAGCCGCGAGAUUGUGUAUAGAAACUUCGGCAAUAGCGAUGACACAUUCUACUGGAGACUUCCGUCAAAAUUCCUGGGGAAUAAACUAACGGCAUAUGGAGGCUUCCUGAACUACACGCUACGCUACAUACCUCACUCAUCAGGAGGAGCGUCGAGAAGCAGCUCGCCAGACGUUGUUCUCCACAGUGGUAACAAGAUAAAACUACAUCACUAUAGAAACGAUGGCAGUAUUUCACUCAUCAGUUCAAGCACGUACUCCGUUGCCGUUUUGGAGGACUUCUGGCAAAACUAUGAAGAUGGCAACAAAGCUUCGCGUCCUUAUUUACUGAUGGCGCUGGCCGAUGUGACAGACAUUUUUAUCAAGGCCACUUACAAUACCAUUUCGAGUGAGGCAGCUCUGUCCCAUGUUAGCUUAGAUACUGCGGCAGAUACAGACUACUAUGGCACAUCGACACGUGCCUGGCCCGUUGAGCAGUGCCAGUGCGCUGAAGGACACAUUGGCCUGUCCUGUGAAAGUUGUGCCCCCGGUUAUUACAAGGGUGAUGGUCUAUACCUUGGAUUGUGCGAAAAGUGCGAAUGUAACGAUCAUUCGGAUGAAUGUGAUCCAGUCACUGGAGCUUGCUUGAACUGUCGACACAACACGUACGGCAACAACUGCGAAUAUUGUCGAUCACCAUAUGUUGGUAAUGCUACUGGAGGAACUCCACAUGAUUGUAGUCUCGGCACAUCCGAACCUCAGUAUGAUUGCAAGCAUUGCGAUCUAAAGGGAUCUACAGGCAGGUGUGAUGGACAGUGCGAGUGUAAACGACUGGUCGAGGGAUAUCGCUGUGACCAAUGUCGGGAAGGAUCAUUUGAUUUAAACGCUAAUAAUCCAGAUGGAUGCCGGGAAUGCUUCUGUUCAGGAGUAACUAAAUCUUGCAGCAAAUCACGUUUGUUCCGAGAAGAUCUGCCCUUAUUCAUUUCCGGAGAAGAUGACUUUGCUAUCACAAAUCGUGAUGGUCAUGUAUUCAGUACUGACGGUUUUGAUGUAGCUCCGCAUAGGAAUGAAAUAAGCUACAACUUCAGAGACAGAAAUACUUACUAUUGGAGUAUGCCUCCACGACUACUAGGCAGUCAAAUUCUGUCGUAUGGAGCAAACUUUAGCAUCACACAAUCCACCGUUGGCUCAGAGCCAAUUCCUGACCAAGAUAUUAUUCUUAUAGGUAAUGGAUUGAAACUUUUCUGGUCUAGACCACACUAUGAAGAUGGGACAUACUCGGUUCCACUUUUGGAAAGUUAUUGGACUGUGCUCGGACCUAGAAGUCCUUACAAGGCCAGUCGUAACGAUCUGAUGACGGUGCUCUCGAACCUUGAUCAAAUUUUAGUUAGAGCGACAGUGCGCGACUACACAACCAAGUCAUCUAUUAGUGACAUUGCACUGGGAACCGCUGUGACAGCACACACUGACCAAGGACCUGCAGAUGAAGUUGAGUUGUGUCGUUGUCCACCAGGAUAUCGCGGAACCAGUUGCGAACUUUGUGAUGACCUAUUUUACAAAGAUGUCUAUGAUCAUUCGGCCGGUAUUCAUGGAGUGUGUAAGCCAUGUCCCUGCGAUAAUGCUAAGUCGUGUGAAAUGGACGGCCGAGGAAAUGUGAGGUGCAAUUGUCUUGAAAACUUCUAUGGCGAAUCCUGUGACAGCCGCAAAACACCUCUCACAAGUCCUCGCAAUACCACAGGUUAUAAAGUCAAUUGCACCGACUAUGCGAUUGUACUCUACAAUAAAAAUAACAGCUUCGAUCAGUAUCAGAUACGCGAUGACAAAGGCGUAGAAAUUGGAAUCAUAUAUAAGAUAAAGCGAUCACACACAGGACAUCCCGAUGGUGGAGCCCCACCUCCACGUCCAACACCAUCACCUAUUAUAGAAGUAGUAGUGGCUUCUCCGACUAUCCAAAUCGUAGAAGUCGGACGCAACUUGCGCCUAGGGUGUACUGCACGUUACACGGUUUCCAAGCAACCGAUUGAAGUACGAUGGGACAGGCAAAACGGACGAAUGCCCGACCGAGCUUACACUGAAAGGGGUGGCACGCUCAUAAUCACCAACGUUCAAAUCUCGGAUAGCGGCGUGUACGUAUGUCAAGCGGGAAGUGGUCCAGACACAGCUUACCAACAGGUUACAGUUACUGUCGAAGGCGGCUCACCACAACGUAAGCCAGAGGUAACAAUUUCGCCAGAUUAUAUUGAUCUCGAAGAAUAUCGUCCUGCUGAUGUAACCUGCACGGCGUCUGGAUUUCCAACACCAGUGAUAUCGUGGGAACGAAUGGAUGGCCACCCACUUUCCUCAAACGUGAUCAUAGAAUAUGGAUUGCUGCGCUUUAACUCGCUCCGCAAAUCUGAUGAGGGAACUUACCGUUGUUCUGCUCGCAACGAUAUUGGCGAAUCCGACAGAAUUCUUCAAGUAUACGUUCGUGAAUCACAGCCCCAGGUGCCUUCGUACGAAACAGUUCAAAUCAAUCCGGGUAACUAUGAAGGCCGAUCCGGAGAACAGAUUACGCUCACAUGUAUCUGCAAACCACAUGGCCAAAUUAAAUGGUCUAAAGCUGGAGAGCCGAGCCUACCUAGAAACAGCUAUGUCCAGAACGAACUGCUCAUCAUCGAUCAUGCCACGCUUGAUAAUUCUGGACGAUACACCUGUACUGCGAUCUUCCCUAGUGGCCGGGAACGAACAUCCUACGUUGACGUUAUGAUUUCUCCAAUGAGACCGGAUUUAACUACUCCUCGAGUGAAACCGCUUGAAAACAAACACUUGGUAACACAAGGUACCGAUUACACAAUUCCGUGUGAAGCCAGUGGAAAUCCUCAUCCUACAGUCAAAUGGACAUUGAGUGGUAAGCCAUUUGCUCCUAAUGUGCAACAAAACGGAAAUGUGUUGAGAAUUCUGAACGCACAACCAUCUAAUGGUGGCGUAUAUAUUUGUGUUGCUGAGAACAGCGAAGGCAUGGAUCGAUCGUAUACUGUGGUGGACAUUGAUCGUCGUGAAGCUCCAAUUCUGGAACUCUACCCAACCGAACCGCAAGUCAUAAAGGUGGGUGAGUCCACUCGUUUGUCAUGUCGUGCCACCGCCGGAGUUCCGUAUCCGACACUCACUUGGGUACGCAGAGAUCGACGACCGUUACCAUCUAGAAUUUCGCAGGACUACCCAGGCGUGAUAACGUUGCGUGAAGUUACGCUAGAAGACGCCGGUGAAUACGAAUGUAGAGCCGAGAACACUGCUGGUUCUACAUCUCUUACAGCAUCAGUCGAUGUUCAGUUAGCCCCCAUAAUUACAAUCUCCCCGGCAGUCGAUGAAUACAAACUGUAUGAGGGAGAUGAGUUGAGUAUACAGUGCACAGCAAAGGGCAAACCAGAGCCUACGGUUCGAAUAAAACCGCCUCAACAUCACGAAAUCGACAGCAGACAUUUAUCCCGCUUUGAAGGCCUGGGAUCAGCCAACAUUCACAUUUUCCAAGCCGAAACCAAACAUUCCGGAACAUAUGAAUGUUUAGCAUCUAGCUCUGCUGGUCAAGAUUCACGCUUUAUCACGAUUCAAGUUCAGGAGAAACGAGGAGACCUAGGUCCUCACGAUACUGAUAAAGACACUCAUCCCCGUCCACCUUAUCCUGGUCCGUCGUAUCCCAAUCCACCAUACCCUACGCGUCCGCAGCAGCACACCUAUAAAGCCAUCCUUGGUGAACGUUCAGAGCUUGUAUGUAACGAGGCUUCAAGAGGUGCCCGCACUGAAUGGAGACGUACAGAUGGCAGACGACUUCCAUCAGGAUCAUCGCUGCACGACGGUCAUCUAAUUAUCGAAAACACUGGCCAUGACGCUGCGGGAAUGUAUGACUGUAUUGCACACGAUAUUGUUUCAGAUCCCACCACUAUUGUGCAAAUUAUGCUGGAAGUCAUCGAGCCACCGCGCAUUACCUUCAGCCCAGUGAUGCCGAUGGUAGUGCGAUCUGGAGAGACGGUAAUAAUCAUUUGCAACGCUACUGGUGAACAGCCCAUCCAAGUCAGAUGGCACGGAGAGGACGGUCAAUAUCUGCCGGAGAGGAUACGAGUCCGCGGGCAGUACCUGCAGUUUACCCAAAUCACACAAGAUGAUGCUGGUCGGUACUACUGUUCUGCCACAAAUCGACACGGAAACGUUACCAAAGUAGCAGAAGUGAUUGUUAACAGAAACGAAAUGAUACCCGAAAUUCCACAGCGCGGUCGUAACCACGAGGUAACACGAGGAUCAUCAAUGAGUCUUGACUGCAGACCACCAGACAAUCAGUAUUUCCCAGACGUAAGGUACGAAUGGAGCCGUUCAGGUGGUCCUCUACCCUAUUAUGCUCGCCAUGACGAGAGAGUACUGCAACUACGUCAUAUCCGAGACGAAGAUGCCGGUCGAUAUGAGUGUCGUAUGACUUACCCGAACGGAUCGGUUGCGAUCGACUAUGUAGACGUGGCCGUUAGGGGUUCCGGAACAACCCGACUGAUUAAUGUUGAGUGCACCUACACUGAAUACAUCUGCGGGUCACCCAUAGUUGUGUCGAAAAACUGUGUCCCGGCCUGGAUCUGCGACGGCAUUCCGGAUUGUGCCAAUUUCUCCGAUGUGCACAACUGUCGCGUCAUGCGCCGAGGAAAGCUUAUUUACGAAAUCCCGGAACAAAGUCCCCGCGGUCAACGUCAAUCGCUCCGCCAUCGAUUACCGCCUCGAACUUCGGCCAUGGAUUCUCCUCUGACGCGACCUGCAACUAUGUUUUUCGCUCCCCAAUCAUUGCCAAUCCUUCGAUUGGAACCUACCGUGUCAUAUCUAAGUCCAGGUGAAUCAGCAGUCGUCGACUGCAGUUCGUCUGCCGGACCUCAUGUUCCAGUUUCAUGGGAAAGGAUGGGUGGCACACCAUUGCCUUACAAUUUCAGGCAAGAUGGAAACAGACUGAUCAUCCAGAAUGUCGCCGAAGGGGAUGCAGGAAAGUACACAUGCGUUUGCCGUACCGACGAUGGACUUCAGUACAUAUCUGAUUUUGAAUUACAAGUCAGCCCAAGUAGACAGCCAGAGACUUCGCGUAGUUCCAAAGUGGAAUAUGCUAGUCGUGGAUCAACGGUGAAGCUGCAAUGCAACACAGAUAUCCAUCAAACUUCGUUCCAAUGGUCACGCGAUCGAGGCUCGUUCAACGCUGAUCAAAACACCACAAUCCCAAUUCUAACACUAACAGAUGUCCAAGCAGCCGAUGCUGGAACAUACAUUUGCACUGCUCGCCACAAUGGUCACACGGUUGAUGUGCUAACUACGUUGGUAGUCAGUGGCGCUAUUCCUUUCUUCCCACAAUCCCCGAAAAGUUACAUGGCCUUCAACAAGAUCGAGAACACCUACUCCAAGUUUAACUUUGAGAUCUCAUUCAAACCUGAAAAACUAAAUGGCCUUAUUCUGCACAAUGGACAGCGAUCACCAAAUGGAGAUUAUAUUUCCCUAUCGUUGAGGAACGGAUUCCCACAGUUCAGGUUUGACUUCAACGGACAACAGGUAACGCUUCAGCCGGAGAAACCUAUCCACAUGGGUCAAUGGCACACAGUUAAGGUGAACCGGGUUAGAAAUAAUGGAUUUAUGCUGGUCGAUGAUCAAAGCCCUGUUGUCUUCCCUGAGAGACUGAAGUUCCACGGUUUGAAUUUGGACGACAAUUUGUACAUUGGAGGUGUUCCAAACUUUGGCGCCCUUCCUGCGUCCGCUGUAGAACAUAAGGAAGGUUUCGUAGGGUGCAUCAGUAGGUUGGUAAUCAACGGACGAGAAAUCCAACUGCACCAGGAGGCCAUCAUGAACGAAGGAACGACUUCAUGUGAAUCGUGCGCUGAUGAUCCAUGUUUGAAUGCGGGGAUUUGCUUGGAAACGCAAACCACAGUAGGAUAUUCGUGCGUGUGCCAAGAGGGCUUCACUGGAAAGGAUUGCAGCAUCGAGGGCCAGAAGUGUAUGCCGAGCACUUGCGGAAUAGGUCGCUGCGAAGAGACGGAAACUGGCGCUGAAUGCUACUGUCCAAUCCACAAGACUGGUGAUCGGUGUCAGUACACCGAACAUUACGCCGACGAUACACUGGCGUUCAAAGACGGUAGCUAUGCGGCUUACGACAAAUUCCAAACAAAGCGCAGCGCUAAAUUCCGCAUUAAGCCGGACUCAUUGAAUGAUGGUGUACUGUUGUAUGCGGCUGAAAACGAAAAAACUUAUGGGGACUUCAUAUCGCUCGCUCUCAAUGACGGUCAUGUCGAGCUUCGUUAUAGUGUUGCUGGAAAAAUACCACCAGUAACGUUGCGAUCGACGGUGCCGAUUGAAGUCAACCGUUGGCACGAAGUGUCGGCUGGCCGAAGUCGCGGUGGGUUGGCAUACCUUCAGGUUGAUGAAGAACCUCUGAUCAAUGAGCCGAAAACGGGAAGGGCAACCGCCAUAGCUCUCAAGUCGAAUGUCUACGUUGGUGGUUACGAUAAACGGAUACUGUUGAACCGUGCCGUGGGAGUAGAUCGAGGAUUCGAGGGAUGCGUGUCCGACCUUGAAAUAUCUGGAAAUGUUAUAAAUAUGAUUGAUGACAUCAAAGAAUCUGCUAAUCUGUAUAACUGUGGUCACCAGCAACAUACUGGUGGAGUCGACCAUGGUAAUGACGUAGAUAAUGAAAUCGAUCCAUGUAAACCGGGUUACGCGGGACCUCAUUGUGACAUUAUCAUAGACGUUUGUCUAGCGCAGAGACCAUGUGAGAAUGGAGGGCACUGUCGAACAAAGCAGGAUCCUACCAUGUAUACAUGCGAAUGCCAUUCGGGCUUCCUUGGAAGGAAUUGUGAACACGCUUACGCUACUAACAUCGGAUCACAGUUCAGUGGUGACGGAUUCUUGGAAAUUAAUCCACGAGCCAUCACUGACGGAGUCGACCAAUAUGGAACUAAGCUAGCAGUCAUGUUCAGCACUACGCACAACAAUGGAAUGCUCUUGUGGUACGGACAAAGGAAUGGAGACAACUUUGCUGGAGAAGAUUAUAUCUCUCUAUCAGUGCAUGAAGGAUACCUAGAAUUUGGAAUGCGACUGGAUGGAGAAGAAUCGACUUUACGAAACGAUGACGUAUUUGUGGCUGAUGGUGAACAGCAUAUUGCCGUAAUCACGCGAGAAGCCAACCGAAAUAGAUUAGAAGUCGAUCAAUUUUCGGCGCACGGAGAAACUCGACCCACAGGAAAGCAAGAAAUCCAUCUUCCUGGAAAUCUCUAUAUUGGUGGAGCCCCUCACCUGAGUCGUUUCACAGGAGAACGGUUUAAUGAGAGCUUCAAUGGAUGCGUCUAUGUGAUAGAAAAUCCAGACACUGCUCGAGCCGUGCCACUGGAGAACUUCGCUAUACGAACGGUUAAUGUUGACAUUUGUGAUGAAGUUGUAGACCUAGGCACUGAGCCACCGAUUGUUUAAGUUUUGUACAGGGUUACAAACCGAGCCACGUGUAGUCACAAUCUGCGAUACGAAUAAACUUCCUCGAUUGCUGUAACGGUACCCUCGUCUGAGACAACUCUAUCGUGAAAUCAACGUAGACAUUUGGACAAUGUUUCGAUCGUUUCGAGUACCGUGUCGAUCUUUUAGUGUAUGUACAACGGAAAAUCAUUCAUUUGUAUGGUCUUUUCAUUUAGAGUUUCCUCAGAUUGUCCAAUCAAAACGAUUAUGUGCCAAAUAACUAUAGUAUUUAUAAACGAAAAUCGACAAAGUGACUAAACAAACGAUACCCACUAUUUAGGAAAAAAUGCACACCAGAUAUUCAGUCAAAAAAGCACUUGCUUACGGUCUAUAAGACACUGCCUUUUUGUCCGCCAUUUUAAUAAGUUCUGUUUUAUACUGCCACGACUCGUAUGACUGACGUAAUAAUUAUAGUUAUUUCCCAGUGCAUUUGUUACAUCUACCUACUUCUUCACGAACAAUGUGUUUGCUCUGAAUAAAAUGAUAAUAAAAUAAAAGUAACUAUACGCUUCCAGUGCUCUGAAAACAAUUUCAUUAGAACAAUGGACAUUGAAAUACCCAGAUUGAUAAUUAUUAUCAUAUGCAUUAGGUAAAAUCUCUAACAUGUGUUCAUUAUAGAGCUAAUAUUGCACUCAUAUUUCUUACAAGUCUGUAAACAUCAGUAAAAUAAUUUCGAACGAAAAGUCCUCCAGUAAUGAUGUUUUAUUCUUAAAAUUGUCUAACUUACUUGUAUAUUCAUUUUUGUGUCAUA